AUGAAGUUGCUGACUUUGUUGAAAAUGAUGAAAACAGCUUUGAUUGAUCUAUUGGGAGCAGAUGAAAUGGGUUAUGCUCAGAAAAUGCUCGACGAAGAGGCUUGGAAGCUCGAAGGAGGCGAAGACGAGGUGUCAUUGAAAACAAUUCAAAAAAAAACUGGACUGUCUGAUGCAUCUGGCCACGAACCAAUGGGCCGAGUUAGUUCAAUAAUAUCCUUUCUUCCUUUGAUAUAA
Molecule: messenger RNA, 234 nt
Organism: Caenorhabditis briggsae
Lineage: Eukaryota; Metazoa; Nematoda; Chromadorea; Rhabditida; Rhabditidae
Exons: 2
Coding region: 1-234 (77 amino acids)
Source: RefSeq, a predicted model, not a curated record